Molecule: messenger RNA, 1209 nt
Organism: Aspergillus niger
Lineage: Eukaryota; Fungi; Ascomycota; Eurotiomycetes; Eurotiales; Aspergillaceae
Exons: 7
Coding region: 1-1209 (402 amino acids)
Biological process (GO): rRNA base methylation
Cellular component (GO): nucleus
Molecular function (GO): 23S rRNA (adenine(1618)-N(6))-methyltransferase activity
Source: RefSeq, a predicted model, not a curated record
AUGGUAGCUGCAAUUGCCACUGACACGUACUCAAGUCAAUUGACCAAGAGUCUGCUGCAACGCGACUUUGAGCUGAAAGUCGAGAUUCCGGAAAAUCGACUGUGUCCACCGGUACCUGACCCCAAGUAUAGACUCAAUUACAUCCUGUGGCUGCAAGACCUGCUCGAUACCACUGGCGAUGAAUACCGCGAUAACUAUGACCCUGACCGAGAAGUUAUCGGACUUGACAUUGGGACAGGAUGCUGCAGUAUCUACCCCCUGCUAGGUUGUUCCAUGCGACCUCAUUGGCGCUUCGUCGCAACAGACAUCGACAAAGACAACAUCCGAACAUCGCGAGACACAAUCUCUAAGAACAAACUUGAUUCUCGCAUUGAGAUCAUCCAGACAGACCCGAAGGAUGAGCUGAUUCCAUUAGACACGAAGCUCAAUGUCGACAGACUUGACUUCACCAUGUGCAAUCCCCCAUUUUACGCCUCGCGCGAUGAAUUAAUAGCUUCUGCAGAAGCCAAAGAGCGACCUCCCUUCUCGGCCUGCACCGGCGCCGAGGUAGAAAUGGUGACCACUGGCGGCGAAAUCGCCUUCAUCACGCGCAUGAUCGAAGAAAGCCUGCGCCUCCGCGAGCGAGUAAUCUGGUACACCACCAUGCUCGGCAAACUAAGCAGCGUAUCCGUUCUCAUCGAGACGCUCCUCGAACACAAGAACAACAACUACGCCGUGACCGAAUUCGUCCAAGGAAACAAAACCCGAAGAUGGGCCAUAUCCUGGUCAUGGACCGAUCUCCGUCCGACAGUCUCCAUAGCACGAGGCACCACCGCCAUCCCCAAACACCUCCUCCCCUUCCCCUCAGAAUACAUAUUCACCACACAAUCCGAGUCCAUCGACGAGGUAAGCGCCAAGAUAGACUCAGAGCUCUCCGCCCUACACGUCCAAUGGCUGUGGCGCAAGAACCUCGCCACGGGAGUCGGGUUUGCAAUGCAGAACGUCUGGUCUCGGCAGGCGCGUCGCAAGAUGCAGAACCCGGAUGCGAUGGCUGAGAUGGGGGAGAUUGAUGAGACGAAGGCAGCGCUGGGGUUCAAGGUGCAGUGUAAGAAAGAUGCAAUUGAUGAGAAGGGGGUGAGGGUUAUUGUGAGAUGGUUGAAGGGGAGGGAUACGGUCUUGUUUGAGAGUUUUUGUGGGAUGUUGAAGAGGAAGGUUGAGAGUAAUCAGUAG